This is a messenger RNA of Notechis scutatus (mainland tiger snake), 1991 nucleotides long. The record is from RefSeq and is a predicted model, not a curated record. NCBI's taxonomy places the organism in Eukaryota, Metazoa, Chordata, Lepidosauria, Squamata, Elapidae.
UGCUCGGUGACCUGUGGGAAAGGAACUCAAAGGCGCCCCAUUUUCUGCCCCACUGACCCCAGAGCCAAGUGUGAUCCAGCCGAAAGACCAGCCUCCGAGGUCGACUGCUGGGCCUCGCCCUGCUGGAAUAGGAUGGAGAACAGCGUUCCCGAUUGGUCUGGGAGUGGCUCCUCCAUCCAUUUCAACGAAAUUGAUUUCAUCCCCAAUUAUCAUGUCCCCAAAUUUGGUCCUUCAGCUCCCAAAUCUGAAAACGUUAUUACAGAGGAAGUUCUCCCCCCCAACAACCAUAAGAAGGGAAAUGUGUUUGUGGAUGACUUUUAUUAUGACUAUAAUUUUAUCAAUUUUCAUGAGGAUUUGGCUUAUGAACUGGUGGAGGAAAAGGACAGUAAAAGGGAAGACUUGGAGCCCAAUUUUGGGGUCAAGAUUUCUCACAAGAUGGAGGCGGAUCCCCAAGAAACCCUUCCUGGUCUUCCUCCCACCACAGACCUGAAAGUCAAAUUGGCUGAUCAAGGCUCCACGUCUCCUACUGUUGGGCAGGAAUAUGAGAAGGAGCAUGAUAAUGUUCAGGACAGUAGCACAACUGGCACCUUGCAGGAUUCCUUCGUUACCAGAGUUGUCACCAGCUCUUCUGCUUCCGUUCAGCCGUCACUUUCAGAAGAUCAUACUUCCACUUCAACGGUGAAGCCUCCUCCUUCGGGAAGCAACCACCAUGUAUUCGGUGGUGCUACUCAAGAACCUCCUUCUACAAAUACUUCUUUGGAAGCCAGCACCUCAAGACCUGAUUCCUCCAUCAGCUCUCCUUACUUGGAUGUACUUGCUCCAACAAUGUCUUCUGCCGAGGACGGCGAUCGCAGAAAUGAAUUUGGGACUCCAAGCAACACAGAAACUCCUGGUGGGAGGAUGCAGGACCCCAAGAUUCCUGAACUCAGUGAUAGCGGCGAUCAUGAUUUGUGGGAAAUGGUGGAAGAAACCAGCAGAAAGCAGAGCAACGGAGACAGAGCCACGGUCAAGGGCGAAGGUAACAUGGAUGCUGCUUAUACAGCGAAGGAAAAUCUGGUAAAUACAUUUGCCAGAACGACUGCAAGAACAACCGGGACACCCUACCGCCUCGCCCACCAUCUCUCCGCUUCGGCUGAAGCCUCCUGGGCUGCUUCUGUUCCAGAUGCAGACACGAGCAGCAUCUCAGGACGGGGCCGUCUCAAGGAGGCCCCCUGGCUCACCGUGGAGCUUUCAUCGGGGGCGUCUCCCUCCACUUCUGCAUACCAGUUGCCCGGAUCCAGCAGAAAGACCCAAAGGCUCCACCAUCCGGUCACUCUGACACCACAGAUACCAACUGAAUCAAACUCUUUGGAUCGGAGGAUCCCCACCUCUUCUCCCUCCGCAUUGCUUCCUUCACACCAGGAGCAAUCUAAUACGAUUGAGGCAGACCUGGAGACUGAGCCUCUACCUUCCCCUGAGGAUCGGGAAUUCUCCAGGGACAGAAGCGAAAGUCCACCUCCCCGCGUGCCAACUGCCAGGAGUAAAGGAGGUGCUGGGCCUGAGGUCCAAUUCCAGGAACCGGAAGAGAAGAUGGCGGCGCCUUCUGUAGCUCCUCCUGCUGCUGUAAUAGCUGCUCUCAAUGCUAGCUGGGAAGCUGGAAACUGGAGUGAGUGCUCUACAACCUGUGGCCUUGGCGCAGUUUGGAGGGUUGUGCACUGCAGCACCGGAAGUGAGAACGACUGUGACUUGACUAGAAAGCCAGCUCCUGCCCGGCGCUGUUACCUGAGGCCCUGUUCCAAGUGGCACGUGGGAAAAUGGAGUAAGGUAGACAGACCUCAUCCCAAUGACAGGGACGGAUGCGGGGACAGACCUUUGAUGAAUUGUGCAUGCGAGGGUGUCUCCUUUUUCCCCGUGGAUUUUUCCUUUUGCCCUAGAGUCUAGACUCUGCCAAGGCGACCUAUAAGUGGACGCGGGUUUUAGUUUAGCUCUCCCUCCCUUCGUUUCUUAAACAC